This is a messenger RNA of Cadophora gregata, 399 nucleotides long. RefSeq lists its product as uncharacterized. The transcript has 2 exons. The coding region runs from base 1 to 399 and encodes 132 amino acids. The record is from RefSeq and is a predicted model, not a curated record. Lineage: Eukaryota; Fungi; Ascomycota; Leotiomycetes; Helotiales; Ploettnerulaceae.
AUGCCUUCCAAAUCCCAGUCACGCAACCCAUCACCCAAAUCCCCUUCAGGAAGAAGGCCCAAACUCAUGCGCGCCAGUGCGACCGCACCCUCACUGGCAACUUCGAACGCCUCACGCAAUGAUCUCGCGAGUCUGCAGUCAGCAAGAGCAACGACGUUAUUGGAGAGAGUGGCGAGCUACUCUACAGCACAGCAAAAUUAUGAAAGGGAGCAGCAUCGUCAGUCCAUUGGGAGUGUAUGUUCAAGUGGGCAGGGGAGUCCUGGGAGUGUAAAUGGGGAGAGGAAGGAACCAUUUGAGAUUGUGAUUCAGCAGUCUGGCAAUUAUUACAGCUUUCCUAGCUUUGAGGAUUUCCAGGAGUAUCAUCACCAGAGUGAGAGACAUGAGCAUGGUGUUCCUUGA